AUUUCUCUUAGGAAAAUCACCAAGCACUCAGCAACCAACAUUCAAUACUACCCUUUCUCUCCUUUUCUUCUUCCCUCAACAAAUACACAUACACAGAAUAUGGCCACAGCAGUAUUCUCUGUAAUUCCUCUUCUGCUCUUUGUGAUAAAUCUUUGCCUUAAAGGCGCUUUUGGAGACUAUGGAGGAUGGCAAGGUGGUCAUGCCACUUUCUAUGGUGGUGGUGAUGCUUCUGGGACAAUGGGUGGUGCUUGUGGGUAUGGCAAUUUGUAUAGCCAAGGGUAUGGUACUAACACUGCAGCACUUAGUACUGCUCUGUUCAACAAUGGCUUGAGCUGUGGAGCUUGCUAUGAAAUGAGAUGUGAUAAUGAUCCUAAAUGGUGUCUCCCUGGAACCAUCACAGUUACUGCUACCAAUUUCUGCCCUCCUAACAAUGCUCUUCCUAAUGACAAUGGUGGCUGGUGCAAUCCUCCUCUCCAACAUUUUGAUUUGGCUGAGCCUGCUUUCUUGCAAAUUGCUCAAUACAGAAGUGGAAUUGUACCCAUCUCUUUCAGAAGGGUCCCCUGUGUGAAGAAAGGAGGGAUAAGGUUCACAGUCAAUGGACACUCAUACUUCAACUUGGUUUUGGUGACAAAUGUUGGUGGAGCAGGAGAUGUUCAAGCAGUUUCAAUGAAAGGAUCUCGGACAGGGUGGCAAGCCAUGUCAAGAAACUGGGGACAGAACUGGCAAAGCAAUGCAAUCCUCAACGGGCAAAGCCUUUCUUUUCAAGUCACCACAAGUGAUGGUAGGACAGUGACAAGCUACGAUGUUGCGCCUGCUAACUGGCAAUUUGGGCAAACAUUUGAGGGUGGUCAGUUUUAGAUAUAUUUUUUUUCUUUUAGGACAAUAAAUUGUUAAUUUAGUUGCUACAAAUAAUAUUGUUAACGGUUUGUAAGAAGAUGUUAGUAUCAUCUUGUGAUUAAAAAAAGGGGUAUAGGAGGAGGUUGGCCAAUGUGGUCGGCUGUUGCUGAGGUGGUUUAUUUGGCACCCGCUAGGCCUUUUUAUAUAAAAAGAAAAAUGAAAUGAUUGUGAGAUUAAGAGAUGUUCCCUUUGCUGGCUUUUUGUUUCAUUCAAACCCAUCAAAUAUCAUUGUUUGCUUUGUUUAUAGAUUUAAUUCCAAUCCUAGUUGGGGCAAGUUACAUGGUGUUAUAAACUUUUUUGUUGUUAUUCGUUUA
This is a messenger RNA of Manihot esculenta (cassava), 1211 nucleotides long. RefSeq names its product expansin-A8. Lineage: Eukaryota; Viridiplantae; Streptophyta; Magnoliopsida; Malpighiales; Euphorbiaceae. The transcript is spliced from 3 exons. Bases 100 to 858 code for a protein of 252 amino acids. The record is from RefSeq and is a predicted model, not a curated record. Gene Ontology annotation, cellular component: extracellular region. Gene Ontology annotation, biological process: plant-type cell wall organization.